AUGCUUUUUUCCUCGGCUGACGAGAGUAGCACACGUUUGACGGAUGUUCGAUUCGAACCUGGCAAAUUCUUAUCUCCAAUUGAAGGCUACGAGAAGGUACCACUGGUCUCACUUGAACAAGCUAUUCAGCCUCUUGUUUCUAUUGUUCCUGAUAUUGAGCGUAGAGCUUUCGUUGCUCUUCAGCGUUGUCAAAAUCCAGCUGACAAGCUAACCACAGAUCAAUCUGCAGCUAUCUUUCUCUAUACAAUGGAGUGGUCCAAUUGUGUCUAUUUCAUUCUCAACGAAGCUUUAACAAAGGAAGAUCGAAAUCAACUCGUCCCAUGGUUUUCUUACCUAAAACUUCUACUAACAGCUCUCUUUAAACUACCAUCCAGUAAAAGUACGGUAUUUCGUGGCGUUAAAGGUCUUGAUUUAACUACUAAAUAUCCGAAAAAUAAAAACACAGUUUGGUGGAGAUUUAGUUCGUCAACAACAACGGUCGAAGUUCUAAAUUCGGAAAAAUUUCUAGGGCAACACGGAUUACGUACCAUGUUCAGUAUCGAAUGCCUUAAUGGUAAAGUGAUUAAAAAUCAUUCCAAUUAUGAACAAGAGAACGAAGUUCUUUUACUUCCUGGUACACAAUUCGAAGUAAUCAGUCAUUUGGAUGCAGGCAAUGGUCUACAGAUUAUACAGAUGAAAGAGUUGGAGAAUCCACGAUAUCUCAUGCUAGAACCACCAUUUCCAAUUGUUAGAUCCCAGUGCGUAGCAAGUUCAACUUCUGUUGCAUCUUCAUCAGCAGUUCUUUCGGCUUCUGAUGCAAGUGUUGCUAAACCUGCUGCUGCUGCUGCAGCUCAGUCAUCUCAAAAUAGUGAUGAUUCAAGGCCGCACUAUUCGCCAUUUGCUUCAUCAUUAAAAGACAUUGAUCCGGAUGAAACAGCAUACGAAAUCAGAACUCGAUGGGAACAAUUGCAAAAAGGUAAUAUUUGGGGAGCAUUUAAAUGGGCAAACUAA
Rotaria sp. Silwood1 is the source of this 990-nucleotide messenger RNA. The record is from the annotation of a GenBank genome assembly. NCBI's taxonomy places the organism in Eukaryota, Metazoa, Rotifera, Eurotatoria, Philodinida, Philodinidae.